CAGAAUGCCGCGCAUAUGCCUCCUUGCGCUCAUCGGCCUUCCAGGGGCCGGCAAGUCUACACUAUGCGCCUGGCUGCUCGGUCAGGAGCCUGCCCUGCCAGGUCGCCACCUUGUCCACCUAUGCUACGACGACUUCCUUGACGUUGGACCCACUUCCUCCGAGCUGCCGUACAAGGAGCAGCGUGCGCUUAUCUUUAAACUUCUAAAACAAAUUGUUGCUGCUAUUCGGAAAGGCGCCGCUUGGCCUAGUCAAGUCCGGCGCACAACUGGCGGCACCACCGAGUCCAGUGGAGACUAUCUUAUCCUGUGCGACGACAACUUCUACUACCGCAGCAUGCGCUACAAGCUGCACCAGCUGAGCCGCGAUGAGGGAUGCGUCUUUGGCCAGAUUUACAUCGCCAGUUCCCUGGACUUUUGCCUGCAAGCUAACGCGAGGCGGAGCGGCGACGGUCGCAUACCCGAUGAUGUGGUGCGAGAAAUGCACGAUAGGAUGGAGGCGCCGGGAUCGGAGGCCUGGGAAAGUAACAGCCUGACAGUGACCAACGCAGAUCCCGAAGUCGUGGGCUGUGUGAUACUUAACUUUUUAAAUUCCCUUAAUGUCAAGCCGGUUGUAGAACAGUCAUCAAAAACUGGGCAGCAUCCGCAGCAGGUACAAUCCUUGGUGCACAGUCUGGAUCUGUUGUUGCGGGGGCGCAUUAAGACACUUCUGCAAGGACUAACUCAGUCGGCGGACAAGCGGACGGUGAGCGGGAGACUAAACGAGGAACGGAAGCGGAUACUGGAACGAUUUCGGAGAAAUGCGGGCGGGGGCCAGCAGGCGGACCUAAACUACUACGUAGAAUUGUUAAACUAGAGUAAGACUUAAAUAUAAAUUUGUUACUUGACCGGA
Drosophila serrata is the source of this 889-nucleotide messenger RNA. It is a transcript of the gene Pstk, whose product is annotated as Phosphoseryl tRNA kinase. NCBI's taxonomy places the organism in Eukaryota, Metazoa, Arthropoda, Insecta, Diptera, Drosophilidae. The record is from RefSeq and is a predicted model, not a curated record. Gene Ontology annotation, molecular function: kinase activity; tRNA binding.